Messenger RNA from Macrosiphum euphorbiae (potato aphid), 1173 nucleotides. The record is from the annotation of a GenBank genome assembly. Lineage: Eukaryota; Metazoa; Arthropoda; Insecta; Hemiptera; Aphididae.
AUGUCUGUGAGGUUAGCUACUCAGGUUCUUAGUGAUUCGAUGGCUAAGGGUAUCAUAUUUUAUCGAGACCAUGAAGGCAUUGAAUCAUUAAAAGAUAGCCACGAAACACAACAAUUUGUAGAAAUUUUUAAUAAAACAUUCGAUGCACUCAAUCGCAAAUACCCAGCUGAAGGAAUCAGAAUUAAUAGUCAUGAUUUUUAUGUCCUAAAUGAAACAUACACCUGGAUAAAUUUAUGGGAAAGUAAUGUUAAGCAUAAAUUAAUUCCAGAAGAAGAAUAUCUGACAAAAAAUACAGCUGAGGGAUUAAGAGUUACUAUAAGAUCUACCAUAGAGUUAUCUACAUAUCUUUUAAAAGAAUGUGGAUUUAAAUACGUUUUAUCCUCAAAAAUGAAUCAAGAUCGCUUAGAACUAUUUUUUGGAAUGACACGUCAAGCAACAGGACCGAAUGAUCAUCCAACAACUCCUACAUUUUUGCAAGUCUAUAAAAUGCUUUCCAUAUACUCAAUUUUAAAACCCCCAAAAACUGGAAACUGCAAAAUUUUGGAAAAAAAUACACCAAAAAUUACAAUAGAUGAUAUAAAAAGUAUUUUUGUUGAAGAUAGUGCUAAGAAAUCUGAGAAAAUGUUAAAAUUACAAAAUAAACUGGAUAGCUUACUUACAACUGGAGAGUUGGAAGUUGAAGAUGUUUUUGAAAAUGACAUACAUAAUUAUUGUACUCCAUAUAAAUCUCAAGUUUCAGAUUGUGUAAUAUAUUACAUUAGUGGUUUUGUUUGUAAGCAUAUUCUAAAACAUACAAAAUGUGUUGUAUGUAUAAAUGCAAUUAAAGGAAAAACGUAUUCAAGCAAAUCUGAAGCAGCUUUUACUAACCUUAAAUCAAAGGUAAAAUUAAUUCAUCCUAAUGAACAUUUUUAUAGAUUAAUUGUAGCCAUAGAAAAUUCUUUUUCAAAAAAUUGUAAUAAGAUGUCAGUAUUUGAGGACACUUUUGAUGAUGUUCUGGAUAAUAACGCCGGAUUAUUAAUAUUUCCUUGUAGUGAACAUAAAAAUGAAAUUUUAAUGUUUAUCCUCAAGUACUAUAUUACAACAAGAAUGCGACAAUAUUCCAAUAUGGAAAAUAAAAACCAACAAAAAAUAAAUUCAAAGAAAAAGAAGUCUGCUAAAUUAGUUAUUACUUAA